Molecule: messenger RNA, 4581 nt
Organism: Hippoglossus stenolepis (Pacific halibut)
Lineage: Eukaryota; Metazoa; Chordata; Actinopteri; Pleuronectiformes; Pleuronectidae
Gene: podxl
Product: podocalyxin-like
Exons: 8
Coding region: 374-1738 (454 amino acids)
Biological process (GO): cell migration; negative regulation of cell-cell adhesion; regulation of microvillus assembly
Cellular component (GO): apical plasma membrane; microvillus membrane
Source: RefSeq, a predicted model, not a curated record
GUGCUCCUGGUCUGCUACACUGGCAGCUAACAGCUGAACACACUGCAUGAGAGAGAACUGCACAAUUCAGCAGUAAGCCAUUGAGGGAGAGAGAGGGGGUUGAGAGACAGUGAGGAACAACGGUGCAGCCAAGGAAACCAAAGAAACACUCCUCUACCGAAUUCCCAAACUCUGGCCAGAGAGGAGGAAAAAAAGCAGCAGAGACAAAGCAUUCUUGGCUUUCAGUUUAAAAGAAGAGGAAGAAGAAAAUAAUGCGUUAGGCUAAAUCAUUUGCUCAAUAUACGAAUUCAAGGAGAACGACGUGACAGGACGUUUUUUUAUUUUUUAAAAGCUCCUAAUACAAAGUAAAGGAUUGUAGAGCAACGCUGCAGGAAUGCAUCUGGGAGAAGAAGGGAGCAGAAACAGGACCAGAGCGACAAUGAGGAUCAUGAGGUUGAUGCUUUCACUCAGCAUCCUAUUUCACAGUGCAUUUGCACACAACAAUUCAGCGAGUCCUCCUUCUAUCACAGAUGGGCCAUCGUUUACUAGUGGUGGAGGCACAUCAUCCAAACUUGUCCAGACACAGGCAACAGUUACAGUCACCAUGGCAAACAAUACUGCUAAGAUUACGACUGCAGAGCCUCGUGUUUCUACCCAAACACAACCCCAAUCUUCCACCAUAAACAACCCAUUAUCAUCUCACAUUAGCAUCUCUGGUGCCCCUUCCAGUGUUCCUGCUGCUACCUUAAGCCCCUCAAAGGCUACAACACCAGUUGCAACAGCUACAACAUUUGCAACAGUUGCAACAACUGUACCAUUUGCAACAGUUGCAACAUCUGACAGUGGCGGCAUAUCAGUGGGACACCAUAAUACUUUAAAAGCCUCUGUAGCUAGUACAAACUCCAGGACUGAGCCGUCAACAAGUACAUACAUACUGACAAGUCCUUACCAUACGGUAACAUUCAAAAUCCCAAAGGUCUCAACAUAUCCUACAACAGAACAAACUCAUUCAGCCAUUACCAAGACGAGUGAAGGAGACACAGAGAAAACAACUGUGCCAGUUACAACAAACUUGCAGAUAAAAUCAAGGACCACAGAGACUGGGAAGCCAGGGACCACCAUCACCCACCCCACUCUGACAACAGGAUCUCUUGUACCUGAGAACCUAAGUGAAACAACAUUACUGCAAACCUCUACUGCCACCACCACAGAUCCUCAGCCAAAGAUAUUUCUGUAUUCUCUAAACAGCAGAUUUGAGCCUCAGAAAGAGAAAGACAAGGAACUGGUGGAGGUGUGCAAGCAGCUGAUGGCAAAUUUCCAAGAUGGAAACUGCACCCUGAUAUGGAGGCAUAAAAAUGGCAAAGUACAGUUUGACUGCAUGGAAAUAAAUGGCAAAGUGAAAACCAACAUCAUAACCAAGUAUUAUGAGGAAAUCUCCAAGAAACCGUCAGAUAAUAAAACCCUGAUAGCCAUACUGGCCUCAUGUGGAGCUCUGCUCAUCAUGAUCUUUAUCCUUGCCAUCUGUGCCUCUCACCACCGCAGGUCAUACAAUGAGAACCAGCAACACCUUACAGAGGAGCUGCACACUGUGGAGAACGGUUACCAUGACAAUCCCACGCUGGAAGUGAUGGAGGUGCAGCCAGAGAUGCAGGAGAAGAAGGUGGCGUUAAAUGGAGAGUUCAACAAUGACAGCUGGAUUGUCCCCAUUGACAACCUGCUGAAGGAGGACAUACUUGAUGAGGAGGACACUCACCUGUAAGGUGCAGGGACAAAGGAAGAGAAGAAGAGAAAAGAGAGGAUAACAGGACCUGGUCAGUUCCAGUCCAGACAAACAAAAGCAUUCACACUUCUCACUCUAUGCCAGCCCGACCAACUAGUCUUACACUCCUGACCCUGGGAUCUUAUUGCUUGACAGGACAUGUAAUUAGACAAGUAACACCCAUGAGUACUAAACCACCACAUUCAUGGUGUUGACCUGCUCUGUUUGAUCCAUUACUGGGAAAUAAGGGCCAAAAUUCAAACACUGAUGAUGAAGAAACAAUAAUAUCAGAUGUGUUGAACAUGAAAAAGUAAUAGGCAUGUUUGAAAUCCAAUCAAUUGUGUGGACACAAAAGUGCUUAUAAAAUUGUUUUGAUAUAAGUUUUACUUCACUGAGAGCACAAUUCAAAGAUGUUUGUAUAAUUUAUUACACAUAUUCAUUCAUUCAAAAAAUUCUGAGAGAGUCUCAAAACCCUCUUACAAAAACAGCUGUGUGGAUGUUUUUUGCAUUAGCUUUUGCAUGCAGACAGGGCCAAACUACAUGCUCCAUAGGUUCAAAAAGCAGAUCAGACAGGUAACAACUGCAUCAGCUGCUGCCUCAACAGUUCCAGAGUAAUCACCUAACCAUCUCAGGACACUUUAAAGCAUCCAGGGGAUUUCCACUACUGAAUGUGGGCCAUGAGGAAAACUGAGCACGAACAUAAUUCAUAAAUUGCAGAACUGAACAGACAAUGCUUAAAGCAGAUGCACUUGUAGGAAUAAGAAACACUUUUAUCAAAAAUACCAUAGGAUUGUAGGGUGUAUGAAAAGCCGGAGGGGACAUAUUCCAAAUAUAUUUUGUCUCGAUAUGUGUCAUUCAUUCACUUAAAAUUCAUGUGAUUACACAAAGGGCCUCAGCAAAAAACAUUCGUUUGUUUGUUUUAAAGUUGUGCAUAUGAGUGGAGAACUUGUUCCAUCGAUCAAUUUUCUUGUAUUUUGAGAUGUCUUACAAGUAUGAAUAGAAUUUCAACACCUGUCGUAACCUGAGUCACCUUUUAAAUUUCUCAGCUUUUUUUCAAUUUUACUUAAGUUCUUUUUACGAAUGAAUUCUGUAUUUCAUUCAUUUGGAGCAAUACAUAUAAAUAUAUAAAUUACCCCUCACAGUUAUGUUGACAUUAGUUUGUUAACUUAACAAUUUGAAUAAUAAUAUAUUUGAAGAUUUAUUAAUACUCCUGCUAAAUGUUUCAACAUGUUAGCUUUUAGAUAAUUCCCUAAAAUUAUUUAUUCUUAUGCUUUAGGUUUGUGCUUUAACUCUCUGCCUCAUGACACAGAGUCCACCGACAGAGAGGACAGGAGUGCUCAUACGAGCAGCGUCAUGAGCUGUGGUAGAGCACAAAGUUGGUGUUGUGAAGGCAACAUUUCAUCUUUAUUUCAGAGACAGUGCUAUACCCAGGUGACACAGUAUUAACAGCACUGAUUUAGUCAGUCUCUUGAGUCCACUGCCGAUGCUGCUAAAGAUUCUAGACUUUCCUCUUUGGAUAUCUGAAAUCAGGGGCAUUUAUUUUGUUGAUUUGCUAUCCUAGAGCACUCGAUAAAAUACACAUAGCUAGCGUUCAUUAUGUCACAUUACACACUUUUCUGAGGUUAGGAGCUUUGAAUCUAACUUGUCAUUUUCAUUCAAACUCCAGACAGUACUUAUAACAUUCUUGAAUGAGGCCCAAUGAUUACAUGCUCCAAUUUUCUUUCAUUUUCUUAGUCACCUAUUAGACCACACAUAUCUUUGGAUUUAGGACUCAUAGUUGCACAAACAAAUAGUUUUUAACUAAAUUAUGAACCAAAUAAUUAUUGACAGCUAUUGAUCAUGAAAAUAACUAUUAUUUGCAGUAGAGUCUCUACUGCUCUCCACCCUGGCCUUCCAUUAUAAUAAGAAAUAGAACACUUUGCCUUCUUUAAUAUAGAAAUAAUAUCACUAAUAUUAUUACAGAAGCAGGCUUGCCAUUCCCCCAUUUCCAGUCUUCUCAGCUAACUCUCGUCAAGAAAGCUACAAUACUAAACUACUCCUCAAACAUUAGUGCCACCCAUUACCUAAAGCUAACAGUAGUUCCUGUCCUGACCCCCAUUUAUCAACAGGUUUCAGUUCACUUCAGCACCAUCUAACAAGUGUUUUUUACAGUAUGUCACUGCUUCACGCUCAUCAAGGUGAUUUUCACAAUAGUCUGCAAAGCAGGACACAAACUGAGAACCACCAGUCAAGUGGUAAACCAGUUCAUUUCAGAAAGAAUGGAUGGAUUUUCCAUCGACUAGGAAAGUUUCUUGGGAGAGUAUGUCCAGAUAAUAAACUUUUGAAGCUAUCAGGAUGACACUUUUUCCUAGAAAAUAUAACAAAACUGCCAACUACUCAGUCCAAUAACUAUUAUUAAAAAGAAUGUAAACUGGACAGAUGCAGAUCAACACUGGUAUUGGUAAGUACAGACGCUGUACCAAUAACUGUGCAUGUCUUCGGCAAAGGCUGUAAAUAGUAUGCAAAGGGUGUCAUUCUCAUAGUUGCUGAUGCUUAAAAUGCACUUACCUUUAAAUCACCUAAGAUGUUAAUCUAUAUUUAGUUCCACUUCAAACUAUAUAAAAGUUAGUACAUCACCUUGGCUACUCCAAUCCAACCAUUUUUGUGUUUGCAUGUCUAUAUUUUCAUUUAAAUCAUAGUGAUGAAUUUUCACAAAAGUACCUUUACUCGUAUUAUAUGUAUUUAUAAUUUGUUUUCUGCUGUAAGAAAAUGGCAGGGGUCUGACACACUGGAGGCUGUAAACUGUCAACUAUCUUGGCGGUCAUGUUCAAAUUUGCAAAUAAAGGAAGUGUUUUUCCACUUUG